CUUACUUUCAAAUGUUGCCAGAAUGUCGUUAGUCACUGAGAACCACUCCAAUUCGACGGCUCCUUUUGGCCCAGUCACCACUGUGGAUUCUACCGCUUGUCUCUCACCGAUCGCUACCCAUUCCUCUUUCACAUCGUUCACUGGAACACUAGACGCGCAACCUGGUGCUCUAUUAUCCGAACUGCUCUCAGACUGUGACCCACCUACGUGUUUGGACUCUAUCACAGAGACUGCCGCUGUUGUUGCUGCGGCCGCCGCUGUGGUGACCACCACACCCACCACUACCUCAGAACUUGAUCCCGCCACCGAACAAGUGGUUAAACCUGAUCCGAGUACUACUGGCUCGAUGCGAGACCCUAUGCAUUCCUUUGUAAAAUCCGAAGCUGAUACAAGUUUUUAUCAAACAAUUCAUCCUGCCUCCCUUCUCCACCAUCACACUCCCAAUUCACAAGAUCCGCAACAGACACACCAGCAUCGGUCCUCGGUUUCCAUGGGUUCUAAUGGAAUAGAACCAUGUAACACUGUCAAACUUGAGGCUUGUGGUCGCUCUGUUGAAGUCUACGCCAACGGCCACAGUAAACGCUUGGAGCCUUCGGGCGGCGAACAUCGACUCCAACAACGGGAGUCCAAAUCCACUAACCUUAACAGUGGCGGCAGCAGUAGUACCAGUAACGCUUAUCCGGCCAGUUCGGCAACUCAGGCUGCUUUGGCCGCUGCAGCUCUGGCCAAGGCCUCUGCGGAACGCAGCAUGAAUGCUCCGUUCUCGCUUACCGAACGGUCUACUGCUCGUCGACGUUCCCGUGGUGGUGGUACACACGAUGGAUCGAGGACCAGUGACUCAGACCGACGAAUAUCCGAUGUUUCAGAUCCCAGCUCAUCGGACAAAAGCUCCGAUAAGCAAACCCGAUCCUCUACCGACCUAGAAGUGAGUGCACUGAGCAAUCCUCUCCUAAACAUGGUCACUUUCUCCGACCUAAAAUACUGGUGUACGGUGUUCUACUAUGAACUGAACACGCGCGUGGGUGACGCAUUCCACGCGGGCCGUCUCACCCUCACUAUAGAUGGGUUCACGGAACCAUGCUAUCGGGCCGACCGAUUCAGCUUAGGAAGCCUUAGUCACGUGAACCGCCCGCCACAAGUGGAAAGCACUCGGAGGCAUAUUGGCCGUGGUCUUCGUCUGCAUCACGUUGGUAACGAAGUAUAUUUGGAAUGUCUGAGCGACGCCGCAAUUUUCGUCCAGUCCCCCAGCUGCAAUCACUACCACAACUGGCAUCCGGCCACUGUAGUGAAGGUCCCUCCAAAGUGUAAUUUGAAGUUAUUCGACAGCCGGACGUUUGCAAAUCAGUUGGUUGAGUGCAUUUCCAGAGGGUACGAAGCGGUUUUCGCGCUAACCCACAUGUGCGCAAUCCGUAUCAGCUUUGUUAAAGGUUGGGGAGCUGAAUAUCGUCGCCAGACUAUCACCAGCACGCCCUGUUGGGUUGAGAUCCAUCUAAAUGGACCACUCAAAUGGUUGGACUGUGUCCUUCGUCAGUUGGGUUCUCCGUCUAUCCCAUGCACUUCUGUUAGCUGAGUGUGCCCACCGUAUGAACUCUUUCAACUGGAAUUCAAUCGAUCGCCUUCCCGAAUUGCGCCAUCUCUUUUGUUUCUCCGAAUUUUCACUCUAUGAUGCACGCGUUUGGAGCUGCCAUUUCUAAUUUGAAUGUGCAUGUACAGGGUGAUCUCCUCACUGUCAUUUUUUGUUUUUCUUCCCCAGGCAAUUUACCUUGCUGCAUUUAAUCACGAUUUGUGGUAAUGUACUACAAUUAUUCCGUUCCAGGCGGAACUUGUUUGUUACGUACGUUCCAUCGACAAAAUGCAAGCCUCGUGUGAAUGAGCAUCAGAUUAUUUUUUUCCUUUUUUAUGUUUUUAACCACUGUCUGAGCGCCACUUAGCCAGAUGACGAUGAUGGCCACUUGUGACGAACAGACCAAGUGCGCUUUGAUGAUACUUAUAUGGCCGACUUGUACAGAAAGACUAUGUCCAACUCCUUCUCUCCAAUUUGUCCGUCCCCUCUCUCUGGGUUUUCUUGCUGUCUCUCGUUGCGAUCUACUUCACCUCAUCUUGCCAUUUCGAUUUUAUUUGUUAUUAUUUAUCUCUCCCGUGGUCGUUUACUUAUGUAAAUUUGCACACAGCGCACACACACACAACCACACCAUUUGCAGGUGACGUCCAUCCAGUAAUGAUUGAUCAUUGGUGAUUUCUUUACUUUAUAUUCUACGCAAUCUCCGAUUCGUUUAUGGGGAGCGCUGUUAUUGAAAACUUCAAUGCUACUGUAACUACCGCUACUGUUCUCCCGUUCGUGCUGUUUUGCGAACGUCAGUCAAAACAGUUCGUCACUUUCAAGACUUGGAUGAAA
Molecule: messenger RNA, 2395 nt
Organism: Opisthorchis viverrini
Lineage: Eukaryota; Metazoa; Platyhelminthes; Trematoda; Opisthorchiida; Opisthorchiidae
Exons: 7
Coding region: 23-1570 (515 amino acids)
Biological process (GO): transforming growth factor beta receptor signaling pathway; regulation of transcription by RNA polymerase II; SMAD protein signal transduction
Cellular component (GO): heteromeric SMAD protein complex
Molecular function (GO): I-SMAD binding; RNA polymerase II cis-regulatory region sequence-specific DNA binding; DNA-binding transcription factor activity, RNA polymerase II-specific
Source: RefSeq, a predicted model, not a curated record